This is a messenger RNA of Penicillium brevicompactum, 2469 nucleotides long. RefSeq names its product putative DUF221 domain protein. The transcript has 4 exons. The record is from RefSeq and is a predicted model, not a curated record. Bases 1 to 2469 code for a protein of 822 amino acids. Gene Ontology annotation, molecular function: calcium-activated cation channel activity. NCBI's taxonomy places the organism in Eukaryota, Fungi, Ascomycota, Eurotiomycetes, Eurotiales, Aspergillaceae. Gene Ontology annotation, cellular component: plasma membrane.
AUGUCACUAACUGCAUCAGCCGCUACGGCAAUUUUGACCGGGCUGACCGAGAAACCUGGCAAAGGAAAACAAUGGGACGACCAGUUGCAUGACUUGCGCGAUCUAUACACGCAGUUCGUGGUUAGCUCUGUGCUAGGCCUGAGCGCUUUCCUAACGUUUUGUAUCCUGCGACCAAAAUGGACCGAGCUGUAUGCAGCACGGCGCCGACAACGAAACGCCGCUUCGCGCCUACCGGAACUGCCCAAUACCAUGUUCGGCUGGAUUCCGGUUCUCCAUCGCAUCACUGAUCAGGAGGUCCUGCAGUCCGCAGGCCUGGAUGCUUAUGUGUUCUUGUCUUUCUUCAAGUUUGCGAUUCGUUUCCUCCUCGCCGUCUUCAUUUUCGCCGUUGCAAUCAUCCUCCCCUUACACUACAAAUAUACUGGGCAAUAUGGAGUUCCUGGAUGGGAUAACGUUCCUGGCAAUGACACCAUGAUAGCUGAGAAGGACAAGCCAGUCACGGACCCCGGGUAUCUUUGGAUUUACGUUUUGUUUGCGUACGUCUUCAGCGGCUUGGCCAUUCAUAUGCUUCUUCAAGAGACGAACACAAUUAUCCGCACUCGUCAAACGUACCUGGGGAAUCAGACCAGUACUACUGAUCGCACAAUUCGCCUGUCUGGAAUCCCGCAUGAUCUGAGCACCGAGGAACAGAUCAAGGACUUCGUCGAGGGCUUGCGCGUCGGUAAAGUCGAGAGUAUCACAGUUUGCCGGAAAUGGCGUGAGCUGGAUGAAUUGAUCGACGAGAGAAUGAAGGUCAUCCGAGAUCUCGAAAGAGCAUGGACGAAACACCUAGGAUAUAAGCGACCGAAAAGCGACGGAAACACACUGCCCUUGACCAACCAACAAUCACACGACGAGGACAACGAGCGAUCCGGCCUUCUUUCUGGAAGCGAGCACGAUAAUACCAUGGACUAUUCCAGCGAGAGGCCCAAAUUCCGCUUGUGGUAUGGCCCAUUCAAGCUUCGGUAUCGCAUGAUCGACGCCAUCGAUUAUUUCGAAGAGAAGCUGCGGAGGAUCGAUGAGCACAUUCAGAAUGCGCGAGAGAAAGAAUACCCAACCACCGAGAUCGCAUUCGUGACUAUGGAAUCUAUCGCUGCGUCUCAAAUGCUCGUGCAAGCCAUUCUCGACCCUCACCCGAACCAGAUGUUUGCUCGACUUGCCCCAGCGCCGGCGGAUGUGAUUUGGAAGAACACAUACUUGUCUCGAACUCGUCGGAUGGCUCAGUCGUGGUCCAUCACUAUUGCUAUUGGGUUCCUUACUGUUUUCUGGUCGGUGCUUUUGCUCCCCAUUGCAUCGCUGCUCGAUCUGGAAACUCUUCGGAAACUCGUUCCCCAAUUGGCGGAGUUCCUUGAGGAGCAUGUGCUUUUGAAGUCUUUGGUCCAGACUGGUUUGCCCACCCUUGCAUUCUCGCUGUUGACCGUUGCCGUUCCUUAUGUCUACGAGUGGCUCUCGAACAACCAGGGAAUGGUUUCACGCGGCGACGUGGAACUAUCGAUCAUUUCCAAGAACUUCUUCUUCUCGUUCUUCAACCUGUUCCUGCUCUUCACCGUGUUUGGAACAGCAAGUGGGUUCUAUGGCUUCUGGGAGAACCUCAGGGAUGCAUUCAAAGACUCCACCACGAUCGCCUUUGCUUUGGCCAAAUCUCUCGAAGGUCUCGCUCCAUUCUACAUCAAUCUGUUAAUUCUGCAAGGUCUGGGUCUCUUCCCAUUCCGACUUCUCGAAUUCGGAAGUGUAGCACUCUACCCCUUCCAGUUCCUCUCUGCUCGCACGCCACGAGAAUACGCCGAACUAGCAACUCCCCCCAAGUUCAGCUACGGAUUCUCAAUCCCUCAAACCAUCCUCAUCCUCGUGAUAUGCGUGGUGUACAGUGUCUUCCCCAGCUCAUGGUUGAUCUGCCUAUUCGGUCUCAUCUACUUCACGGUCGGCAAAUUCAUUUACAAGUACCAACUCCUCUACGCCAUGGACCACCAGCAGCACUCCACCGGUCGUGCAUGGCCAAUGAUCUGCAACCGCGUAUUCGUCGGUCUGCUCAUCCACCAACUCGCCAUGAUCGGCGUCCUAGCCCUCCGCCGCGCAAUCACCCGCUCCCUGCUCCUCGUGCCUCUUCUGGGCUUCACGGUCUGGUUCUCCUAUUGGUUCGGUCGCACAUACGAGCCUUUGAUGAAAUUCAUCGCCCUCAAGAGCAUUAACCGUGACCAGCCGGGUGGCGACGAUAUCUCCCCGUCGCCUUCCUCCAAUUUCUCACCGCCGUCGGGCCUCGACCGCGAUAGUCUCCCGAUUCGCAUUGGCGGUCAUGAUCUGGAACUGCGGCUGAAGAAGUACGUCAACCCGAGCUUGAUUGUUCCGCUGCAUGAUGCCUGGCUCCCUGGUUGCACGCCUACUCCAGGCAACGGUGCGUCGGCCUUUGAGGCUCAUCAGACGCCCAAUGUCUGA